UAUAAAAUCUCUCAGCAGAAUUGCAUUUCAAUCUUUCUUUUCUUUUGCCUUUUUUCCUCUUCUCUCUCAAGAAAUCAUUUUUUUUUUAUUUGUUUUAAGAAUAAAAGAAAGACCCCAAAAAUGAUUAGCCAUUGACGUUUAAGCUCGUCCUGUGUCAUUAUCUGUAAUAAUCUCCCGUUGUCUUCCUUUAACGUCACAAGCCCACAAUAAUCCAAAUUAUCGGGCGAAGAGGAUCACACACAAGAAAGAUCUCUCUCUAUCUCUCACUCUCACACCCUUUUCAUUAUUUGAGUAUUGCACAUACAUAUAUGUGUAUUUUUAUUUUUUAUUUUUGUUCGCUUUCAUUGAUGAUAUGCCUUUGAAUUGUUCAAGUAUGGCUAUAAAAGUCCCACAUAGGCUGGGGUUGGGUCCAUGGAGAAGGAAUCACAGAAACGAGUUGGUGCCCAACCACAGCCAUUUGACAAGCUUAUUCCUUUCUUCUUUUCCUUGCAAGAAAACCCUCAUUGGGUGUUCGUCUAAGUUCAAUCAAACUUCUUGUUUUUCGGUAAUGGAGCAGGAGGAGAAGAGCCGGGUCAGCCCUGAAUCCUUAUUGGAUGCAGAAGAGCAGUCUCCUCGUGACGAAAAGGAAUUGGAAUUGGCUGUUAGAGCUGUUCAAAUGGCUUGUUCUCUUUGCCAGAGAGUUCAGGAUAGUAUAAUCUCAAAGACAAGCAAUGAAAUCCAAUCCAAAGAUGACAAUUCUCCUGUCACUGUUGCAGAUUGGAGUGUCCAAGCAACAGUGAGCUGGGUACUCUCUGAGGCCUUUGGAAGCAGAAAUGUGUCCAUUGUUGCUGAAGAAGAUGUUCAAAGUCUCUCCAAGGCUAGUGCUGCUGGGCUAUUAGAAGCUGUAGUGACAACUGUGAACAAGUCUCUAGCUGAUUGUCCUCGUUUUGGACUUAAAGGUCCUAACAUGCCCCUUGGGUCUUCUGAGGUUCUUGAAGCAAUUAGUCGAUGCAACUCAAAUGGAGGACCUAGGGGAAGAUUUUGGGCUCUUGAUCCUGUUGAUGGAACAUUGGGAUUCGUUCGAGGGGAUCAAUAUGCUAUAGCUUUAGCGCUCAUUGAAGAUGGGGAAGUUGUACUUGGCGUUCUUGGGUGUCCUAACUACCCCAUGAGAAAAGAAUGGCUUGCGUAUCAUCACCGCUAUCAUAGAAUUGUGUCAAAGUUGACGCCAACAACUUCAGAAUCAUGGGAUAAAGGUUGUGUUCUUUAUGCUAGGAAAGGAAGUGGCAAGGCCUGGAUGCAACCUCUCGUCCAUGUUAAUAAAAAGUUAGUUUGGCCAAACUCUGCGAGGCCAGUACGAGUUUCCCCCAUUGACAAUCCAUCAAUGGCAACCUUCUGUGAACCAGUUGAAAAAGCAAAUUCAAGCCAUUCAUUCACAGCUGGACUAGCUCACAGUGUGGGGCUAAGGAAGCAGCCUUUACGAGUAUACAGCAUGGUGAAAUACGCAGCCAUAGCUCGGGGAGAUGCUGAGAUUUUCAUGAAAUUUGCUAGAGCUGGCUACAAGGAAAAGAUAUGGGAUCAUGCAGCUGGUGUUCUUAUAAUACAAGAAGCCGGUGGAACGGUAACAGAUGCUGGAGGUCAGCUGCUGGAUUUUUCAAAAGGCACGUACCUUGAAGGUCUUGAUCGAGGUAUAAUUGCUAGUGCAGGAGCCACUCUACAUGACAAGAUCAUCAAGGCUGUGGAUGCUAGCUGGGAUUCCUCUAGUCUGUAAAAUGUUCUUAUGGUAAACAUCAAUGAUAACACAAAGCCAUGAAAGCGUUAAACAAGGCAAGGGAAUUAUAAAUCAGCCAUUUAUCAUUUUUUUCCCGUUCUGGAUUAAUUGGGAAUUAUCAAUAUAUAUCACCCUUCCAGGGAUGCAUGUAAAAACAAACAAAGAAUAAUGUUUGCUUUGAAGAAAGGGGGCUUUAUGCUUGCAGUUUUGGCAAACUGUUACCUCCUCACCCCACCUGGAAACCAAUUAGCUUUGAGUUGAAAAAGCUGAUGAACUUUGUAUAAUUACAUAAUAUAAGAGUCUUGAUAUGUUUUAGGACUCGUUUUCUGUACAAAAAAUAAA
Messenger RNA from Cannabis sativa, 2089 nucleotides. RefSeq names its product PAP-specific phosphatase HAL2-like. The coding region runs from base 353 to 1747 and encodes 464 amino acids. Lineage: Eukaryota; Viridiplantae; Streptophyta; Magnoliopsida; Rosales; Cannabaceae. The transcript has 3 exons. Gene Ontology annotation, molecular function: 3'(2'),5'-bisphosphate nucleotidase activity. Gene Ontology annotation, biological process: phosphatidylinositol phosphate biosynthetic process; sulfate assimilation. The record is from RefSeq and is a predicted model, not a curated record.